This is a messenger RNA of Mesorhabditis spiculigera, 1020 nucleotides long. Lineage: Eukaryota; Metazoa; Nematoda; Chromadorea; Rhabditida; Rhabditidae. The record is from the annotation of a GenBank genome assembly.
AUGCGUGCCAUCAGCGGCCGUAUCGCCCUGAAAUGUCUUCAAUUAUUAUCAACAGUCCUUCUGAUAAUCGUCCUCUCCAAUCUCGGCACUCAAUGGAUUCUCCUCAUCGGAUCCCUAUUUGUGCCCCCGUUUGGCAUAUUUAUGAUUCUCAGGUCCCCGGAUCGCCAAAAGCACCUCCUACCCUAUCAGACCUACGUAGCAGUGGCUGCUGGCAGACGAUGGCUUCGAGUGGACGCGGCUCUUUGCGCGUGUAUGUGCCUCGCAUUCCUCGGAUUCUCCUUGAUUCUAAUGCUAGGUGCUGGAAAGACAGCCACCCCCUCACAAUCACAGCUUCUCCUCUUUGCGGGUGUUUGUGGCCUUGUCUCCGCCCUGGCCUACGGUCUAAAUAUGAUCAUCUCAUUGUGUCAUCUCCGAAUGGCUACUAUCGACUUCUCUGGGGCUAUCAUCAAUCAGGCAAAGAUUGCACAACCUGGAAAAACUGCCAAGGUAUGCCCACUGCCAAAUGGUGAAACCCCUCUACCACUCCAUAUCGACACACUCGAUCGAUUCCACCAAUCUCCUCUUCCAUUCCCGGAUGAUAGUCUAUUCAAUCCCCGCGUACAAAGCAUCAGCAAAGAACGUCCGGUAUUCAUCGAUGAUUGGCCAUCCACCAAGAGAAUCCCCUCCUACGAGAAGCCCCUCUAUGAUUGUCGGCAUUUCGGCAUUAAUAUGGUGGCUACAGACUCGACAUCUGAACCUUUCCAAGUCUACGAUAUCCCAGCCGAUAGCCCUUCUAUUGACCGGAAGUUGAUACGACCGCCCCGGAAGUCGUCAAUGCCUGGGUUUCAUGUCGAUAAAGCAGUUGGUGACGAUGGUAUUGUGAGAAUUGAUGUCUCGACGAGCCCGAUUAUCCCCAGCACUACACAUUCUACAGUGUCAACCCUGGUCUCUGUCAACGAUUAUUCCUCGCUGGAAAGAAAUCGAAAAAUUCGGGUUCAAUCCCCGAGGCCAUCACCCACUACUGAACUUGUUGCCGACGUU